Molecule: messenger RNA, 3672 nt
Organism: Scleropages formosus (Asian bonytongue)
Lineage: Eukaryota; Metazoa; Chordata; Actinopteri; Osteoglossiformes; Osteoglossidae
Gene: vldlr
Product: very low density lipoprotein receptor
Exons: 19
Coding region: 359-2944 (861 amino acids)
Biological process (GO): receptor-mediated endocytosis
Cellular component (GO): apical plasma membrane; plasma membrane; signaling receptor complex
Molecular function (GO): protein binding; calcium ion binding; hormone binding
Source: RefSeq, a predicted model, not a curated record
CACAAGGCGCGCGCGAGCAGCAGACCACGCUCGCUUACACAGCGCGCGGCGGCGGAGAAAGGGUUAAAUGUGUGUAAAUGACAUGUUGAAGAGGGAGGAAAAAAAAAAGCUGGGCUCCACUGGCUCGGUUAUUUGCUGCAGGUUCACGCCAUCAGUAAAUUAGGACAUGGAUUGCGGUCGCGCGAGCGGCUCGAGGAGCGCGAAUGGACUGAACGCGGUCGCGUGAAUGAGAUAAAAAAGGCGCGCUUCGUAGCGCUUUUCUGUUUGUCCCACGCAGGCACGUCGAUCGCUCGGGCCACGGUCUCGCUCUCUGCGCGGAAGGACGCGGCCAGCGCUCACUACACAGCCACUCCGCGAAAUGGUCACGUCUAUUCUGGGCUUUCUUAUUCUGCCAAUAUGUCUUCAGCAGUUCGCCUAUGUGUGGGGAUCCCAGGCAGAAUGUGAUCCCUCUCAGUUCCAGUGCGGAAAUGGCCGCUGUAUUCCCUCAGUGUGGCAAUGUGAUGGCGAUGAAGACUGUUCUGAUGGUAGUGAUGAGAGCACCUGCGUGAGGAAGACCUGCGCAGAGGUGGACUUCGUGUGCCGCAAUGGCCAGUGUGUUCCCAAGAGAUGGCACUGUGAUGGCGAGCCUGACUGUGAAGAUGGGUCCGAUGAGAGCCCUGACGUCUGCCACACACGGACCUGUCGAGUGAAUGAGUUCAGCUGCGGGGCAGGCACGACCCAGUGCAUCCCAGUGUUCUGGAAAUGUGAUGGAGAGAAGGACUGUGAUAAUGGGGAGGAUGAAGCUAACUGUGGCAACAUCACCUGCGCCCCCCUGGAGUUCACCUGUGCAAGUGGCCGCUGUGUGUCUCAGAACUUUGUGUGCAACGGUGAGGACGACUGCGGCGAUGGCAGCGACGAGAUGGACUGUGCGCCUUCAUCCUGCGGCCCCAGCCAGUUCCAGUGUGGCAAUGCCACCUGUAUACCUGACAGCUGGGUAUGUGACAAUGACGUGGACUGCCAGGACCAGUCGGAUGAGUCUCCACAGCGCUGUGGCCGCAACCCCACGCCACCUGCCAAGUGCUCCUCGAGUGAGAUACGCUGCAGCUCAGGUGAAUGCAUCCACCGCAAGUGGCGCUGCGACGGUGAUGCAGACUGCAAGGAUGGCAGCGACGAGGCGAACUGCCCUGUCCGGAGCUGCAGACCAGACCAGUUUAAGUGUGAUGAUGGCAGCUGCAUCCAUGGCAGCCGGCAGUGCAAUGGGUUGCGUGACUGCUCGGAUGGGAGCGAUGAGCUGAAUUGCAAAAACAUGACUCAGUGCAGCAGCCCAGAUAAAUUCAAGUGCCGUAGUGGGGAGUGCAUUGAGAUGAGCAAGGUGUGCAACAAGGUUCGGGACUGCUCAGACUGGAGCGAUGAGCCCCUCAAGGAGUGCAAUGUGAACGAAUGCCUUCAAAACAAUGGUGGCUGCUCCCACAUCUGUCAAGACAAUGUGAUUGGCUAUGAAUGUGACUGCACUCCAGGCCUGCAGCUAAUAGACCGCAAGACCUGUGGUGAUAUUAACGAGUGCCUAAACCCUGGGAUCUGUAGCCAGAUCUGUAUCAACUUGAAGGGGGGUUACAAGUGUGAGUGUCACAAUGGAUACCAGAUGGACUCUUCCACAGGCGUGUGCAAGGCUGUAGGCAAGGAGCCAUGCCUGAUCUUCACAAACCGGCGUGACAUCCGAAAGCUGACACUAGAGCGGAGGGAGUACACCCAGAUUGUGGAGCAGCUGCGCAACACUGUGGCCCUAGAUGCAGAUUUCUCCCAGCAGAUGAUUUUCUGGGCUGACCUAGGACAAAAGGCAAUCUUCAGCACAUCACUUGAGAAGCGGGAUGGGAGCACGAUCACGAAAGUAAUUGACAACGUGCACACUCCUGUCGGGAUUGCAGUGGACUGGAUUUACAAGAACAUUUACUGGUCAGACCUGGGUACCAAGACCAUCUCUGUGGCUAACUUUAAUGGCACCAAGAGCAAGGUUUUGUUCAGCAGUGGACUGAAAGAGCCAGCCUCCAUUGCUGUGGAUCCACUCUCUGGGUUUCUGUAUUGGUCAGACUGGGGUGAGCCAGCCAAGAUUGAGAAGUCAGGCAUGAAUGGUGUAGACCGGCAAGUUCUGGUUGAUACUGAUAUUCAGUGGCCUAAUGGGAUCACUUUAGACCUCAUUAAGAGCAGGCUCUACUGGGUUGACUCCAAGCUACACAUGCUUUGUAGUGUUGAUCUAAAUGGGGACAACCGGCGGAAAGUGCUCCAGUCUCCUGACUAUCUUGCACAUCCCUUUGCUCUUACGGUCUUUGAGGAUCGAGUGUUCUGGACAGAUGGGGAGAAUGAGGCGAUCUACGGUGCCAACAAAUUCACAGGAUCAGAUGUGGUUAUGCUCGCCAGCAACCUGAAUGAGCCGCAGGACAUCAUUGUUUACCAUGAGCUCAUCCAGCUAUCUGGAACCAACUGGUGCAGUGACAAAGGGGCCAAUGGGGGCUGUGCCUUCAUGUGUUUACCAGCACCACAGAUCAACAAGCACUCACCAAAGUACACAUGUGUCUGUCCAGGAGGGAUGGAGCUUGCUGCAGAUGGCUUCAGUUGCAGACCAGCCACCAUUUCUGCACACCCAGGGGAUGGGAAGGUACUAGUACACCCCACUCAUGCUUCAGAAGGGAAUGUGAGCACCUCUAUCCAUGAGGUGAAUUCCUCAGCCAAAGGAUCAGCUGCUGCCUGGGCCAUCCUCCCAGUCUUACUACUGGCCAUGGCAGCUGCAGGAGGGUACUUGAUGUGGCGCAACUGGCAGCUGAAGAACAAAAAGAGCAUGAACUUUGACAAUCCUGUGUAUCUGAAAACCACUGAGGAGGACCUCAACAUCGACAUCAGUCGACAUAGCUCAUCUGUGGGCCACACCUAUCCUGCUAUAUCAGUUGUGAAUACAGAUGACGAUUUGUAGCCUGGUCCUUGAUGCGACUUCACCUGUUACUGUCUCCUUGGUAUCCAUGCCAACAACUGCUGUUCUGGCAGUGCUACAACCAGAUGCCUUCUGAUGUGCAUUUUUUUUCCUAUUGAGUGUAUGGUUGGGGUAUGUAGGGUCUGGGAUAUUUGUCAUUGUUUAUAUGUAUAAUGCAUUAAGCCCCUAAAACCUGCACUGAGCAUGCCCAAAGCAAGCUGGUUUUUUGGGCAUGAUCUUUCUCCACUUGACCUCACCUUCAGCAGACCAUGAGCUUGGUCCAGUGACCUGGUGUCUCAGAAUACUUGGACCAGACACAAGAUGCAUAUUUUUAGCAUUCAUGAUUUUUUUUUAAAUUAUUCCUUAAAUCUUACCUCUUGAUGCGUGUUCUUAAGAAGCUUCUGUGUAGUGGGGAAGCAGGCUUUAAGGACAGCUGUUAAAAUAUUUGUAAAACCACAAUUGUACAUACCCCAUCUGAAAAAAAAUUGCAAUCAGGACUCUGAAGCACUUUGAUCAAAUGUUACUCUGUAAAUAAGAUUGUAUACAUUUGACUGAAUCAUUUUUUGCAACAGUUGGGCAUAGUACCAGUGUAGAGGAAAAUGUAUUUAAAAAAAAUUUGUUAAUAUUUUGUAUGUUUGUGCUGUUCCUGUGACCUUUUAUAACAUUGUACAGGGGGGUACUAAACUGUGCUGUGAAAGCAAAACAUUUGCAGUCACUUCAAAUAAAAUGAC